This is a messenger RNA of Dictyostelium discoideum AX4, 639 nucleotides long. RefSeq lists its product as hypothetical. Bases 1 to 639 code for a protein of 212 amino acids. The record is from RefSeq and is a predicted model, not a curated record. The transcript is spliced from 2 exons. NCBI's taxonomy places the organism in Eukaryota, Evosea, Eumycetozoa, Dictyosteliales, Dictyosteliaceae.
AUGGAUAAACAACCCACAUCUUUUGCAACAGAAUCUUUAAAACAAAAAAAUAAAGAAGAAAAUUUCAAAAAUAAAGAAAUUGAUAAUUGUAAACAAUUAGAAUUUGAAUGGAGUUUAAAUAAAAUAAUUGAUCGUACAAAAUAUUCAAAAGAAAAAGAAUUAGGACAACCAAUAAUUUUAUCAAAUAAUAAUAAAACUUCCACUAGACAUGAAAGAGUACAAGGUGAUGAAUUCCCACCAAUCAGAAUUUUAUCAAACCAACCAAUUUCAUUUACAAAUCAAGAUGAAAUAAUUGAAUGGAGUGUUUUAGUAAACUGUACUCAUGGUUUCAUUGAAGUUGGUGUUUAUUUACCAGAAUUGGAUACAACAUACCUAUUAAAAGGUUUCAAAAAUGAAGCACAAAUUGAAAAUGGUAGGGAACAAAUUAAAACAUUUGAAUUUGGUGAAAAAAUUAGUACUGGUGAUAAAAUUACAAUUUCACUUCAACAACAACAAAAUAACAACAAUAAAACUAUUAAAAUGAAUAUCAUUAAAAAUGAUAAACCACUUGGAACUCCAUUUAAUGAUAUUCCAACAACAUCAAAAAUAUAUCCAAUGAUUGGUUUAAAUGAUGGUGGUGAUCAAGUAUCAAUUAUUUAG